AUGCCUCAAGCCUUUCAGCUUCAGCAGAAGCCACGCCAAUCCCAAUCGCCAUCAGGAGAAGCUCAACAUGUUGAACCGCUGCUCGACCUCCAGACGCCUUGUUCGCCCCUGCGCCAACACAUCGAUCCUGAAGCUCUGCCAAGGCCUGACUACUUCGAAUCGCUGGACGCACUACACCUAUGGUACCAGAUGCACUAUGGUGACGCUCUCAACGACGAUCUCGAGCAAUGCAGCAAUCACACCGGCCCUCCCUCGCCCUCAUCCUCCAGCUUUGCCCUUACUGGACCAAAGCUGGUCGUAUGCCACGACUUUCAAGGCGGCUACAACGAGAAUCCUCGCCAGCAAGGAUACUCUCUGGAACACCUGCAUCUCGUCGAUACGUUCAUCUAUUUCUCUCACAAGCGAGUCAGCAUUCCUCCCGUCGGCUGGCUUACGGCUGCAGCGAGAACGGGCACAAAAGUUCUCGGCACACUGAUCUUCGAAUGGUCCGAGAGCGUCCCAGACAUGGCACGUCUGCUUCGAGGUCCCGAACGCAAAGCUAUGCCUUUACGAGGUGAGCCAUGCUUCUCACCACAGUACGCAGUCGAGCUGGUCGAGCUGGCUCUGCAGCGAGGCUUCUCAGGCUACCUGGUCAACAUUGAAGUCGCCCUGGAUCUCGGAUUCAGCUGCUCCGGAGAGGCCUGGCCAGCUUGGGUUGGUGAACAUGCUCGAAUCGUUGAAAUGCACAGAAAUGCAGAAAGGCUCCGGGGCUGGCUGCACUAUCUACGUGAAGAAGGCACAAGACGGUUCGUCGAAGCUGGGAGGGAUGCAAACGAAUGGGAAGUCAUGUGGUACGAUUCAGUCGUCUACCCACACGGUCAGCUUGCAUGGCAGGACGCACUCAACGAGCACAACGUCUCCUUCUUUCAGGCUUCUCACACUUUCUUUACCAAUUACACCUGGGCGAAACCCCCACAACCUUUACCGCCAGGUCAGCUCAUCGAUCCGAACGAUGAAAAUCCGCAAAUAUUACAGCUGCGUGGAUACGGCUUGACAGGUCCAGAAGACGGCGGGCACCACCCACAGCUGCUCCUUUCUGCUGCCAUGGUCGACAGCCUCGAUCGACCAAGAGAGCACGUCUUCGUGGGGAUCGACGUCUUUGGCCGCAACUGCUGGGGCGGACUGAAGGCGUGGAAGUCUCUGGAUAUGAUCGGUCCGCAUCGGCGAGAGCAAGACGGCCUCGGGUUGAGCGUUGCGCUUUUCGCUCCUGGAUGGACCUGGGAGGAAGAAAGUGCAGGCCUGACCCUGGAAUCAUCGCAAGCAUCACAGAAACGCAAGUGGUCGGACUGGUGGCACAUCGACUCCUCCGUCUGGAUCGGUCUACCAAGCACGCCAGCCCCUGGACAAUUCCGAAUCACGUUGUCACCGGACGACGUCAAGCCACUACAGUCAUACUUCAAUUGGUCGAACUUGAGCUUAGAUCGCAGUCGAAGGCGUGCAAGCAAAAAUGGUUUCUACACCAAUUUCAGCUUCGGGUCGGGAACAAAGUGGUUCGAUGGUGGCGAGCUUGUUCACGACUGGUCUCGCGGCACGGAUCCGAGUUCUGGAUUCACCGAUACGGGAGUCUGCAUGCCUAAACCGGAUCUUCUAUACGCUGCAGCGCACGACGAUCCGAGCACGGCAGGAACGCCAGAGUCUCGACAGGAGUCUCGUUCUUGGACUUUCGAUCACGCGCGUGUCUGGUCGGGCACUGCAUCACUACAGGUGACGAUGAUAUGGGAGGAUCACGAUGCCUUAAAUACUGCUCGUCAAGUUCCUGUUUCGCUUUGCUCGGCUGUGCUGGAGGAUUGCGGAGGAAACUUGGAGGAUGCGGAGAGCAACGAAUGGCAGUACACGAUUGUCUACGAUGGAGAGACUCGUCUGCAGCCGCAUGUGGCAAUCGCCGAGACCUCCAAUCAAGCGGGUGGCAUCCACAUCCGAGACGAUGGAGCAACGUACCGCGACCUGCCGAACGGAUGGACAGCAGCAACGGUCUCGUUCGAAAUCGUCCACUCUGACAGUAGUCAAGCUCUAGAAUGCCCGACACUCAGUCUCGGCUUCACAGCUUCUGUGCAGCCUAGGACAUCUCCGCAGACUCGCAUCGGCGCUUUGCAGGUCUCCAGACAACCUGUCUCUACUGACAAUGAAGCGCUCAGCAUAAAUAACCGUCCGGCAUCAGAUCUGUCCGAUGCUGCCACGUCCAACGAGCAGACGAAGAGGCUGCAAGCAUCAGUGCUCGAUUGGACUACCUCGAGGAUCUCUACGUCCUCAAUGUACUACAAUGUAUGGGUGCAGAAGAUGGAUCGUCCCGAGAGCAGGGUCUGGCUGGGUACAUCUACACGCGAAGCGACACGGUACGAGUUCUGCCUACCCGACCAUCUUGCGCUCCCCCCGCAAUUGGCACAGGAGAUGGAGACAGAUUUGGAGUACAUCGUCACCUCAUUAGACAUUCUUCAUCCUAGAAUCGUAGCAAGAGCAAGAGUCACACUCAUCUAG
Molecule: messenger RNA, 2514 nt
Organism: Pseudozyma hubeiensis SY62
Lineage: Eukaryota; Fungi; Basidiomycota; Ustilaginomycetes; Ustilaginales; Ustilaginaceae
Product: glycoside hydrolase
Exons: 1
Coding region: 1-2514 (837 amino acids)
Biological process (GO): protein deglycosylation
Cellular component (GO): cytoplasm
Molecular function (GO): mannosyl-glycoprotein endo-beta-N-acetylglucosaminidase activity
Source: RefSeq, a predicted model, not a curated record